Trichomonas vaginalis G3 is the source of this 1317-nucleotide messenger RNA. Its product is annotated as helicase. Bases 1 to 1317 code for a protein of 438 amino acids. The transcript has a single exon. Gene Ontology annotation, biological process: maturation of SSU-rRNA. The record is from RefSeq and is a predicted model, not a curated record. Gene Ontology annotation, cellular component: 90S preribosome. Gene Ontology annotation, molecular function: ATP binding; nucleic acid binding. Lineage: Eukaryota; Parabasalia; Trichomonadida; Trichomonadidae.
AUGAGUCCUUCAGGCACAGGGAAAACUUGUGCAUUUAGCAUAUCUUUAUUGAAUCGAAUUAUAAAAAAUUACACCAAGGAAGAAGGAAAUAUAUAUAUAAAAGAGCAGAAUAACUGUCCAUUAGCUCUAAUAAUUGCUCCAACAUCAGAAUUAGUAAAACAAAUUGAGAUCGAGUUAAGAAAAAUAUCAAGAGACUUGCCUAUUUUGAUAUCAAGUGUUGAAGGAUCAUCGAAACUAGAUGAUGUCUGGGCAGAUCUCAAAACAUCACACAUCCUAAUUAUAACACCAGGAAUCUUAAACAAAUAUACUAAAUCCAGAAACAUAAAGUUCUUCAGAGUUAUUUCUAUUGUUAUAGAUGAAUGGGACAAAUUAUUUUCAGACAAAUAUUUAUUUUUGGAAAUUGAGAAAUUCUUUCAAAAGAAAAUGGUUAAUCUUCAACAGAUUAUAGUUUCUUCAGCAACAUGUAACCCAGAAGCUUUUCAAAAAUUAACAAAGCUUUUCCCAUUGGAAUGGAAAAUCAUUUCAUCAGAUAUCCAAGAAAAUAAUAUAAAAUCGAGACAUUUUCUUAAAAGAAUUGGUUCCUUUGAGAAGAGAAUCAAAUUCACAAUCAAUUCACUUAGGAAAAUCAAAUUUCAGCAAGCAUUAAUAUUUUGCAAUUUAAGAGAACUUGCUAGUUCAUGCAAUGAUGCUCUAAACGCAUGUGGUUUUCCUUCUUUUUAUAUUAGUUCACAAAUUGAUCAAUCACAAAGAAUUGAUAUUGUCGAAGAAUUUCGCGAUAUGGAAUAUAGAUGUUUAGUUACUACAGACUUAGUUGCACGAGGUUUGGAUAUUCCAACUGUAAAUAUUGUCAUUAAUCUCGACAUGGCUCAUGAUCCCGAAACAUUAAAACACAGAGUGGGACGUGUCGGACGGUUUGGGACCGAUGGAAUGACAAUAAGUCUUUUGAAAAGAUCUGAAUGUCGGCAAAUUCCAGAAAUUAAAAAAAUUACAGGAUUGAAAUUUGAAUCUUAUUCUGAAAGUCAGCAAUAUCAUAUUGACUUACCACCAAUAGGUAAUGAAGAUAAGCUGCAAAACUUUGAAAAACUUUUAGAAUCUCAAGAAAAAUGUAAAGAUAUCGAAGUUGAUAUAAAUCUUAAUGAAAAAGGUGAAGAGGAAGAAGAAAUACAUGAUGAAAAUGAAGAAAUUGGAGAUAUUGAAAAGCCGUCAAACGAAAAGCAAAAUCCAGAGGAAGUUCCUCAAAACAGGCAAAUUUGGUUUAGCCCUGAAUAUUGGGAAAACUAUUAUCAACAAUGUCAAAAGUAUCGACCUCCAAUAUGA